AUGUUACAGAUUCACACCUGUUUGUGUAGCUUGCUUGGUUAUGAUGAUUUGGAGGUUAUAAAUCCUGAAGGAGGGACAAAAGAUGUUGAUGUUGAAGCACAAAGAGGAAGAUGGAACCAAGAGUUGAUGGAAUAUUCCCAUUUACUAGAGCUAGCCAAUGAAUGUGAGGAUCCAUACAUGCGAUUGGUGUAUACUACGUCGUGGUUUAUAUCUCUAUAUUAUGCUUUGCAACGAACCUGGAAGCCUUUCAAUCCAACACUUGGUGAAACAUAUGAAAUGGUUAAUCAUGAGGAUUUUGCUCAUGUGGUUCAACCAGGGCAUUGCAUUACAUUGCUUGUUGUCAUACCUUCUUAUAAAUGUGAAGAUAAAAACGAUAUCUGGAUUGCCAUAUGGAGCAGUGGCUCUAAAGGCCAAACAAAUUCAUGCUACUUGGGUUUGUUUCAGCUCUAUCACGAAUGUCCAAAACUGAGUUCUCUGAUCCUGAAUGACCAGUUUAAAGCAUUUGUUUCAUCUCAACCCACCACUAUUCUUGAUCCUACUCAGAAAAAGCAACAAGUUUUGCUUUAUUUUUUUUAUAAUCAUCAACAUGGGCAUGCUUUCAUCUUCCCCUUCAAUCAACACCUGGUGGUGGAGGCGGCUUAUGCCUCUUUUCGACCUGGUUCUUCUAAGCGUCUACUGGAACACCAGAUGGUUUGGGUGGUGGUACUUCAAGUCCCCCAGUUCAGCCACUGUUAG
Messenger RNA from Lactuca saligna, 735 nucleotides. The record is from the annotation of a GenBank genome assembly. Lineage: Eukaryota; Viridiplantae; Streptophyta; Magnoliopsida; Asterales; Asteraceae.